This is a messenger RNA of Balaenoptera acutorostrata (minke whale), 10775 nucleotides long. It is a transcript of the gene SCAI, whose product is annotated as suppressor of cancer cell invasion. The transcript has 18 exons. Gene Ontology annotation, biological process: DNA-templated transcription. Gene Ontology annotation, cellular component: nucleus. The record is from RefSeq and is a predicted model, not a curated record. The coding region runs from base 87 to 1907 and encodes 606 amino acids. NCBI's taxonomy places the organism in Eukaryota, Metazoa, Chordata, Mammalia, Artiodactyla, Balaenopteridae. Gene Ontology annotation, molecular function: transcription corepressor activity.
UCCGCCUACUCCAGCCUCCGCCGCCUCAGCUUCCCGAGCGAGCCCUACGGCCGCCGGAGCAGCUCCCGCGGCGGAGCAGGAGCCGGAUGGUCAGAGGAGCCCGGCAGCCCCAGCAGCCGCGGAGUCGCCUGGGCCCCAGACUGACUGGCACAGUGGAGAAACCACCUCGAAAACGGAAAAGCAGGACUGAAUUUGCUCUUAAAGAAAUCAUGUCCUCUGGAGGUGCUGAAGAUGACAUCCCACAGGGAGAGAGGAAAACAGUUACAGAUUUUUGUUACCUUCUGGAUAAAUCUAAGCAACUGUUCAACGGGUUAAGAGAUUUGCCACAAUAUGGGCAGAAGCAAUGGCAGUCUUAUUUUGGAAGAACUUUUGAUGUUUACACCAAACUCUGGAAGUUCCAGCAGCAGCACCGACAAGUCUUGGAUAAUCGGUAUGGCUUGAAGCGGUGGCAAAUAGGGGAAAUUGCUUCUAAGAUUGGGCAGCUAUACUACCAUUAUUACCUGCGCACAUCUGAGACCAGCUAUCUGAAUGAGGCUUUCUCCUUCUAUUCUGCAAUCAGGCAGAGAUCAUAUUAUUCUCAAGUCAAUAAAGAGGACAGACCUGAGUUGGUAGUUAAGAAGCUACGAUACUAUGCAAGAUUUAUAGUAGUUUGUCUUCUUCUCAACAAAAUGGAUGUUGUAAAGGAUCUGGUGAAGGAACUCUCGGAUGAAAUUGAAGAUUAUACUCACCGCUUUAAUACUGAAGAUCAAGUGGAAUGGAACCUGGUGCUUCAAGAAGUAGCAGCUUUCAUUGAGGCAGACCCUGUGAUGGUAUUAAAUGAUGAUAAUACCAUUGUUAUCACGUCUAAUCGCCUUGCUGAAACAGGAGCCCCAUUGCUGGAACAGGGCAUGAUUGUGGGACAGUUGUCUCUGGCUGAUGCACUCAUUAUUGGUAAUUGUAAUAACCAGGUUAAGUUCAGUGAACUAACUGUUGACAUGUUCCGGAUGUUACAAGCCCUGGAAAGGGAGCCAAUGAAUUUAGCUUCCCAGAUGAAUAAACCAGGAAUGCAGGAAUCAGCUGACAAGCCUACCAGGCGAGAAAACCCCCACAAGUACCUGCUCUACAAACCAACGUUCAGCCAACUAUACACAUUCUUAGCAGCAUCUUUUAAGGAGCUGCCUGCCAAUAGUGUGCUUCUGAUUUACCUGUCAGCCACUGGCGUUUUCCCCACAGGUCGUUCUGAUAGUGAAGGUCCUUAUGAUUUUGGAGGGGUACUUACUAAUAGUAACCGAGAUAUUAUAAAUGGAGAUGCCAUCCACAAACGAAAUCAGUCCCACAAGGAAAUGCACUGCCUUCAUCCUGGAGAUCUCUAUCCCUUCACAAGGAAGCCCCUGUUCAUCAUUGUGGAUUCAUCCAAUAGUGUGGCGUAUAAGAAUUUCACAAACUUAUUUGGACAGCCACUAGUCUGCUUGCUUUCUCCUACAGCAUAUCCAAAAGCUUUACAAGAUCAGUCUCAACGAGGUAGCCUGUUCACUCUCUUUUUGAACAAUCCUCUAAUGGCCUUCCUAUUUGUCUCUGGAUUGUCAAGCAUGCGUAGAGGCCUAUGGGAAAAGUGUCAAGAAUAUCUUCGAAAAAUCAACCGCGAUAUUGCCCAGCUACUGACCCAUUCACGUUCAAUAGAUCAGGCAUUUCUCCAGUUCUUUGGAGAUGAAUUUCUUCGCUUGCUUCUCACAAGAUUUAUCUUUUGUUCAGCCACCAUGAGGAUGCACAAGAUUUUUCGGGAAACACGAAAUUAUCCAGAAUCAUAUCCACAACUGCCAAGGGAUGAAACAGUGGAGAACCCUCACCUCCAGAAGCACAUUUUGGAAUUAGCAUCCAUUCUGGAUGUGCGAAACGUGUUCCUUGAGAAUACCAUAGACGACUAUUAAAACAAAAAUCCUCUGUUGAAACAAGUUUUCAUUUGCCACAGAUUUUAAAUGGUGCAGUUUUCUAAUGUGAUGACAGACACAGUGGUGUUAUUUAGCUUUUAUUUUUCAAUUUAGGGCCACCAUUUUAAAAACAAGCUGAAAAAAAUUGUUCAAACUUUUAGGGUAACUUUUAAAAUACAGUAUUUCAGGUCUUUUAAAAACUCGAUUAAUCUUGGAAUUUUUAUUUUUUGGUUUUGAGGUACAGAUACUUACCUCUAACAUCUGAUCCUACACUCAUAUAGUCACUAUUCUCACCCUGAGAAGAGUAAACCAUUUAUUUUUGUAUAAUGAGGAAAACCCAACUCUUAUACUUGGACCUUAAAUGUGUGGAUUUGGAAAAUAUGUAAUUGUUCACAAAUAUGAAACUAGCCAGCAUGGACUACUAAGAAUCAAGAACAGAGCCCUUCCAUAAUAUUUCUUUUCAUUCCAAGUUAGUAGAUAGAAAAAUAUGUGGUUCUUUGAAGCCUAAUCAAGAUAGUUCUUAAAAGCAUUUAAUUCGUUUAAAUGCUGUCAAAAUUUCAGUAACUGUAUAGGAUUGAUUUGCAUCUGAAAAGCUGAAUCUUUAAUUGGGGUCUUGAGAUGAUACAAAUCAUUUGGAAUGUGUGAGUCCUGUGUUAUCAUAAGAUAUGUUUGCAUAUUUUGUUUUCUUUGUAGUCUUUGAAUGCUGGAAGUGAAAAAGAAUAACUUUUAAAUCUUUCAGUCAAAAAAUCAGAUUGUCGUUUUCAUAAUACAGUGUUUCCAUAGGAAUUCCAUUUAAACUUUUAUUAAUUAAUGAGAUCAAGUUUAAAGACUGUCUAGGUUGAGGUCUGUGGUAUACAGUAGAGAGUUUGUAAUCUUUUUGCCUAGUUCAGAUUUAUGAAACUUCAGAGUACUUACUAAUUUUAGUUGAGGGUAACUGAAUUGUUAUAUAAUUAAAAUGGAAGUUGCUUUUGCAUUGACAAUUUGGAAAUUAGGUUUUUAAAAACUCCUUAUAUUUACUAUUUUAUAUUUCAUGCACAAGUUUUUUAUUAUUUUAUAUAGGACCCAGUGUAUUAUAUAAAUAUUUUUGUGUUUUUUCUUCCCUUUCAUCCCCUUCAUAAUUUUACAGGCACUAGCUAUGAUUUCUUUCCCCUCUUUUGACUCCCCAGCAUUCAAGUUCAGAAAUCUAUGAAUCAAAAGCCCUUCUACCUAAUUUUCUGUACAGGCUCACAACUCUACCUCUGGCAGUCCCAGGGGAAAUGAGGUGUUUGCUUUUGGUGCCUCUUUCCUGUGUCCCUAGGGAAAUUUUACUGUAAUAUUUUUAACUUGGUUUUUAUUUCUAACAUACAGAAUUAUUUUGGUCUAAGUUAUUCAUAUACAUGUUCCAAUUUGUUGGUUUUUCAUCUGAAGUCUUGAAGUUAUUGUUUUUGGGUUUGGGAGACUUUGUGGGUUUUUUAAUUAAUUUUUUAAAAGUCAUUUUUGUUUGUUCUUUUAAACAUUAUUUCAGAAGGCUUUGGAAAAGUUACCCUGGAGAGAGAUUUCCUUUGCUAGUGGGUUUUCAUUAUCAGAUAAAGACUGCUUUCCUUUUUUUUUUCCCCCAGUACCUUAAUAAACUUCAUAGCUUUCCUUUCAUAACAGUGUUCACCUGAACUACAGCAAUAGACUGUCCUUAGUUAUCUGACCUCUUGUUUCAAUUUCCCUGAAGUUCUGUGCCAGUAAGAUUCCUAGCGACACAUAUUCUCCUGUUCUCUGAUGCUUAAAAUAAUAUUUAUCAUCCUGAGCUUUAUCCUCACUUGAUUAACAUAAAGAACACUGGUUUGAGAAGUAGGAGACCUGAGUUCUAAUCCUGGCUUUCCUGGUAACUAGCUUUAUGCCCUUUGACAAGUGUCUUCAUGUCUCUGCUUUUUAGCACUCUCAUCUGUAAAAUGAAGGCAUUGGCCCAAGGUUCUGUCCAAUUCGGUGGUUCUAUAAUUUGAACUCUCGGUUCCAAAAGAUAUUGAUUUUCCCACCCCUGCCACCUGGAAAAUUGGUUUACCUUAUUUUAGUAUGCACAACAUUUUCUUUUCUAUAUCAUUUUUACCUAGUUUUUGUUCAAGAAAAUAUCUGGGUCCCACUUAGUUGUUGUAGAAACUAGUUCAGAGGGAGAAUCUCUGGAAGAAAUUAGAGCUUUUGUUAUUAGUAACAUGUUUGUCUAAGAACAAGGGGUCUUGGAACUCACAGCUAGUGUUUAGAUGAUGACCUUGCUCCUCAAGUUAAUAGUAGUGUAAUUCCUUACUGGUGGUUAAAAAUUUAAAGUGAACUGAAAUGAUCUUGAGAGGAAAACUGUGCUGGAAAAUUCUAAACUAUUGUUUCAUUCAUGCCUUUAAAAAAAUGUGUAUUGAGCAACACUAUACUCCAGAUUUUGUCCUAGGCUUUGGUGAACCAGACAACGUAGACUUAAAAGUCCUUGUUUUCAUGAAGCUUAUAUUCUAGUAGGAGGAAUCAGGCAAUAAAUACAAUAAAUAAGUAAAUUUAUGUUAGAAAGUUUUAAAUAGUAUGAAGAAAAUUUAGAGCGUGGCAAGGGAAAUUUUUCGUUUGUUUUUAGGCAGAGAAUAAUGUUCAGUGAGUGAUCGGGGUAGGCCUUAUUGUGAAGGUUACAUUUGUGCAAACACUUGUAUUCCUUUGUUGUUUUUUUUUAACUUUUUGUUAUGAAAAUUUAAAACAUACACAGAGUUUAAUGAACCUUGUAUACCCAUUACCCAGCUUCUACAUUUUAAGACCUUACUUUAAUCGAGGAAGAGGAAAUGAAAAAGGACAAUCACUCAAUGGGCUCAAGACGACAAUGGCAGAGAAUCUUAUUUUCUCAAUAUAUACUGCUCCCCUUUAUGAAUAUUAAAAUGUUAAACCCUUUAUUUAUUUUUAGAAUUCAUAGAAAUUUAAAUUUUGGAACUAAGAACAAAGCAAAACAAUGGGAAAGGGCACUUCUUUGCUUUCAAAUUGCACAAAUUCCCCCCUGGAGAUUCUGAUACAGUGUCUCACCUCACCUAAGAACCACUGUAAACAAAAUAGUGUAGGAGUGCAAGAAGUCAGUUAUAUACAAACAAAAUUAAGCACAAUGGAAUUGUUUUCUCUUUCUUUGUCCGUAUCUUUCUGAAGUUGAUAAAGCAACUAUCUUCCCUAAUUUACAGAAGAGAAAGCUGAGACCCCAAAAAACUGUCAGUUUUUUUUCAUAAAGAUGGAGCUAGAACUAAAACUCAAAUCUCCUAAUCUCAGCCCAGUCUUUCCAGUAGCUCAGGUUGCUUUCUAUAAUGAACAAGAAAGAAAUAAUUAGAGAUUUAUAUUUUGGCACAAAAGCUAUGGUAUUUUUUUAAUAUAUCAAAUAUUGAAACCAGUAAAUCAAUCAGCCCCAGCAAAUUUUUAUUUAUUAAUUAUAAAAAAAUCCACAAGUCAGACAUUUUAUCUUUGAUUUUAGCCAGGGUAUAUCCUUUGUGUAUGUGUGUGUGUGUUUUCUUCCUAGGAAGUGGUGCUCUCAAAAACCUCAAAGCACAUAGAAUUUAUUGUACCCUUUAUAUUUUUACCAAGUUGAAAUGUUUUGAGAUUAUAAAAGUAAAGUGCAAUCUAGUCAUGACUGAAAUUUUCCUGGUAAAGGAUCUGGAUUUUAUUUUUUCUCACUUGUGGCUACUAUGCUUUGUUUUCUUCUUGCAGUAGUAUUCCCUGAGACAGAUUAGGUGGUGAUUGAACUGAAUUUCUUUGAGGUAAAGGGAAAAGCAACAAAUCCGAUUUAUAUAUUAAUUAUGAGAGCUUUCAUUAGCAUUUUUCUCCAAGUUUAAUCUCUGACCUGUGUGAGUUAGUAACUUUCUGUCUCUUAGAAGGGUUUUGGACUCUGUUGAAAAAUCUUGUACUUAGUUAUCCACAGAGACUUGUAAUCAGUCUGAUAUACAGAGAAUAUUCUGGACAGGAAAUAUAGUAAGGUACCAAGGUCUGCAAACUUGGCUACUGCCUGUGAUUCAGAACCACCUCCCCAUCCUAAGUGAGUAAAAAGAUUUGAUAUGAAUAUGAAUGGUAUGAAUCUCCUGGUGAUAUUUUGGGUGUAUAUGUUCCUGUAUGUUUGUUUGGAGAGUAUUAAGGAUAUUUACAUUGAGGGCUCUUUGUUGUCCUUAUUUAUUUGAAACUCUUAUUUUAUUUGCAAUGGCAUGUAUAUAUUUUCAUGAUGCUGAAUCUCUGUGUAUACUUUUUGUAUAUAUGUACAUAUUUGUAAAUAUAUGGUAUGCAGAGAUACAGUAUGUGUAUAUUAUAUACCCAUACCCAUUGUGGGCUGAAUUUAUUUAAGUUCUGUGAGGACAUCAUGGUGGCAUUGUUCAUGCUGCUGUAAUUAGGUUGUGGCUGUAUCUCAAUCGUGAGCCUCUAUUUUGAGGGGCUUGUGUUUGGGUAAAAUGGACUAAUUUGGAGUUGAAAUUAGGACAUGAAGAUCUUAACAGAAAGCUGGAUAUUCUUAGCUUUAAAAUCAUCUGCCAAUUUCCAUUUAAACUGAUGAUAAAUUAGUGAUAUAAACCUGAAAAACCUAAGUAUGUGAAACUGAGACACCAGCAGGUUCUUAAGCUAUAUUAGUACUUUAUUUUCUUGCCUGUAGUUGGGUAUUAUUACUUAGUAACAUACGUAUUUAUACUGAGAAUCAAGGGGCAGUGGAAAAAAUUACUUUGAUCACAUUUCAAAAUAGAUAGGAAAAUGUCCUUUAAAUAGGGAAAUAUGUUCCUAGUUGCCAUUUUAAUGCCUGAUACCACAGUUUAAUUUUGGAACAAUUUUUUUUCCACCAGUGUGUCUCAUAUGUCUCUGUGAGGCAGAAAAAGGAGCAUUAGGUAGAGGAGGGCUUUACCUAGGUGGAGUCGAAUUUAAUGAGGAACAAGAGGUUGAUAACCUUUAUAUUUGCAGCAGCUGUGAUUAAUUUAGUCCUGUCUUGGCAUUUCUAACUAGAGAUUUUUCUUAUUGGAACUGCAUAUCAAAGAUGAGUAUGCUUAUCUGAGAAAAUGCUUCCAGUGAAUAAAAUGCCUCCAGUUGUAUUUCUUUGUCUCUGUGAGACCACUGUGUUCUGCAAAUUGAUAUAUUCACACACGAAGUAGGAUUCUUAAUAUUAGGUGCAUGGUGUGCUAUAAAAGUGGGGCCUUCAAACCUCUACCAAGAAUGACAGGAAGGGGAGGAUAAGAGGAUAGUAAAUAUGUGCAGUGCCAAUUUGUGAACCUAUGGAAUAUCACAGAGAUCAAAAUUCGGUUACUCCUGUCUUCACUGGGCAUGUUUAUUUGCACGGAAGAGUGUAGGAGAUAUUUAAUAUACACUUGAAUACAUUCACCACAAAAAUUAAGUAGGGGUUAUUUUUUUGCUUGAUAAAAUAUAACUGCAAACAACUGUUUACCCCAUUAUUCUUCAGAAGAUUAAAUCUAUCUGAUCCAAUUUUAAAUUAUCUUAAAGAGAAAAGUCAGGAGUCAAUUCUACUGUCCUCCAAAAUGUUACGUUUGCCUCUUCGUUGUAUUUUUAAUAUGUCAGCCAAGUAUUCAUAACAUUUCUCAAUUACAAUGUUAAAUUUAAAAUAAAGUUGUAAUAGCCUUUUUCUUAAAUACAUAUUAAAAUUUGGUGAUGUGUUCUUUCUGAGAAAAUCAGUGAAAACGUUCAUAAUGUCUGAUGUUCGAGUUGUUUUAGUAACCAAAUCAUUUAUUGCAACUGGAGAGUAGCAGAGCAGAUGUUAUGCUAUUUAAAAUUCAUGGAACUGACUCAUGCUUAAUGUGGACAUUGAUUUGAGGAAAGCAGCAGCAUUUAGAAGUGUAGUAGAUGAGACUGACAUUGUGAAUAUGACCUCUGACUCUCUAACAGUCAGACUGCAGUUAAAUAAGAAUUGCUUAGAAAACCAAGCCCUCUCCCCCUGUUCUCCUGCAGUCUUAGACGUGGAUACUUUAUACCUGUUCAUGCCGUACCUCCAGUUCUUUCCUGGAUACUGUGACAACUUUACCUUAAAAAACAAUUUUAUUAAGGCAGUUCAUCUUCCUCAAACGAGAAUUUCAAAACAUAAUAAUUACACUGUGUCCCAGCUUCACUGAAUUUUUGAACACAGAGAUUUAUUAAACAUGCCUUGUGUUUAAGGAAGGAUAAUUGAUGUGUGAAUGGAAUCAAUUACCUAUUGAAGGGAAGGAUGUCAGGAUGAUGUAGGGGGACAUGCCCUUAAAUGGGUAAAGAUAAAUGUAUUAAAUCAAGUGUAACUAAUUUGUUGAUGCCAUAGAAAUAUUUCCUUUGGAAUUCUGUAGAUACGUUUUCUUAAGCUAAAAUUGAUAUUUUUAACUUAGUUUGGUGUAAUAUUGACUUUUAAGAAGAAUUCCAUUUCUGUAUAACGUUGUUAAUCACUGACUGAAGCACCAAUUCUUAAUUUAAAAAUAUUUUUGUUAAUUUGUGUUUUUUAAAAGUUAUAUUUUAAAUUAUCAAACUAUUCUAAGCAGUAUGAUUUUUUAAAAACAUAUUUGAACAGUGCUUUCAGAGUUUUUUAGCAGUUUCAGGUAUACUAAUUCUGCACUCCAUAUUCACUUAAUCAUAAAGCCUGAAUUUGGUCAUAGAACAGACUAUAAAUUGGGAAUAUUUUCCUAUUUUGGUGGACAAUUCCAGUCUACAGCCCAAGACAAUCAUCUUUUUAGGUGUAGUAUUGUUUAUUGAGACAUUGGUAAUUUUAGGGUUGGGAUUUUUUUACUUUUCUGAUAGGCUUAUGGAAUGAAGAUUAAGAGAAUGAGUGUUUAUGUCACUUUUCAGAAUGAGAUGGGGAAUUAUAGCUAGCCUUCCUUUAGGUCUGCAGUAAACAAUAUUUAAAAUUUUAUGUUAUAUUACUAAUAUUCUUUUCUCUUUUGAAACUAUCAUGAAUGUCCACUUAUCUGUGAUGGAAAAUUAAGAUUUGUAAACAUUACAAUUUGACCCAUAAGUCUUUUCAAACAUCAAAUCAGUAAGAUCAACCAUUGUAAAAUGUGAAAUGAUCAUAUAUGAUAAUCCCAGAGUAAAUAUUUCCAAACCAUAUAGAAAUAAACACUAUUUAAAUUAAAUAAUCUAUUCCUACCCUUCUUUGCAUGUUACUGACUUUUUUCUAGAUUAUAGGUAUGUGUUGUAAUUAUUAAAAAUCUGCAGGAAAAAUUGCUUCAAAUGUUUUAGGGCAAUAAGAAUUUUUAUUUACUAUUUCUUGCAGAAUGAGUUUUUUAAAAAACUUUUGUUUCUUUUUUAUUAAAAAGAACUCUUAAUGGUUCAGUAAAAUAUUUUAGGACUUUGUGGCUUUUUAUAGUUAUCUGGUUACAUUCCUUUCAUCACAUAGAUCAUAUGACUAGUUCUCCAGCUGUUUUUUAUUUGUUGUUUUUAAUAAACCUUGCCACUCAACAAUCAAGAGAUAUAUUUUGGAGGCUUCUUCCUGUCAAAGUAGAAAGGUCUUAGGUAAUAGGAAAGGCAGAUGCAAUGUCCUACCAUUUUCAUAGUAGAGUUUACAAAUGAAGGAAUUUACCCAAAUAGGUUUAUCUUCACUGUGUAGCACCAGUAAAAAUAGUGGUUUCAAUAAUCAUUGAAUGUGAUGAAGCAGUUUUAAAUCAUUUCCUACUUAGCUCUAAAGAAUUUUGUCAUUUCAGGCCACAUUAUUAUUUUCUCUGAGUAGUUUCCAUUGUGAGGUUGAAUACCUUUUUCUUUAUUCAAGUCAUCACUAAAGGUUAAGAUAAUCAAAUAGGAGUUAAAAUAAGUUAUAUUUGGUCUUUUUUCCCUGAAAAUAAUGGUGAACCUAUUGUCUGUAUUAUGGAUAUUAGGCAGAAAUGCACUUGUUUCAAUCAUAGCAGAAAUUACAUUUGGAGAAUAUAAUUACUUGAUUUCCUAGUGGUGUGAAAUACUUUUUAAAAAUUGUGCUUGUCUGUAACUGAAAUGUUAUAGAAUUGUAACACUAUAAGGAUUAUAGAGGUAUAUUUAUUAGCUCUCUUUGAGAGGUUGAAGCACAAUAAUUUUCACGUAACAGUUCUUAUCCAAGUGCUGCUAAUCUGUCGUGCAAAUAAUGAAGCUAUUUGGUUGCCUAUCUAGCUAUUCACAAAUCACUGUAAUCCUUGAAACGUAGUCUUGUUGCUCAUUUGUAUUACAUUUUGGGUAUUGUGGGUUAAUACUUUAGAACAAAAUCCAUCAGUUCAGCUCUGUGAGACAAGAAACCAUUUGGAUUCACUAGUUUUAUGUGUUCUCAGUAGAAUUAAAUUUGAAGGGGCUAUUUACCACCAAUGACUAAGGGGGAAAAUUAUAUCGUCAAUAUCAUUUGACUUGAACAACUGUGGUAUUGUAAAAGUCUUAUCUGUUGUGUUUCUAAAUUGCUUAAGCCAUACAUACUCUUAAGGAUGUUUUCCUAUUGUGUUCCUUUUCAGCAGCCUUUUUCUGCUUUGUCUGUUAUGGCUAAUAUGUCAUAGAUUUUAGAAAUUGAGAAGUUAUCAAAACAUUUUAUUUUCUUGACCAUCACUUUUGACUCUUGUAUGAUACGUGAUUUGUCAAAGGAUAGCAAGCCUUUCACUACUUCAGUAAAUGAAUAUCAGAGUAAACACUGUGAUUCUGCAGAGCAGAUUCAGUAGGCCCUUGUCUUUUCCAAUGUUUUCUUCUGUUAUAUGGUGCCUACCACCUUGAGGGCUCUUAAAUAAUAGAGAAUGGAGAGUUAAACAUUGUUUUGAUGUUUAUUGAAUAACAAGAUUACAGAAUAUUUGAUUUUUGUUGUCAGUGUAUUGACAUUCUUGCAUUGAUAAAUGUUCUCUCUAGGAAUGUGAUUACAUUCAUCAGGUGUGAACUCUUGUAAAUGAAUUUUGUAUCUUGAAUUCACGUAUAUAUUAAGUGUAUCAUCGAUAUAAAAAUAAACAUUAUUUGCUUAAA